This is a messenger RNA of Aspergillus melleus, 564 nucleotides long. RefSeq names its product CIA30 family protein. Lineage: Eukaryota; Fungi; Ascomycota; Eurotiomycetes; Eurotiales; Aspergillaceae. Bases 1 to 564 code for a protein of 187 amino acids. The transcript is spliced from 3 exons. The record is from RefSeq and is a predicted model, not a curated record. Gene Ontology annotation, biological process: NADH dehydrogenase complex assembly.
AUGACUUCCUCCACAAAGACGUUUCUUUUCGGCGGUGAUGAACCCUGGUCCCCGCAGGACUGGAUCGCGUCUGACGAUCGCGUCCGCGGAGGCGCCUCCCACUCCUAUCUCGACUGUGACCCUUCCUCCAAUGCAGCUCGCUUCCAUGGCCAUCUCGAUAUUCAUGCGCUAGGUGGGGCUGGGUUUGCUUCGCAACGUACUACAGGCGACAAAAGCUGGGAUCUAACCGGCAACGACGGGUUGGAACUGGACGUCAAGCAGUCCGACGGCAUAAAGUACACCAUCACGCUGAAAGACACCGUACUGCCCAAGCGGCCCGAUGGCCGAGAGCAAAGCACUAUCAACUGGGAAUGUGAUUUCUGUGCGCCUGACAAAGGGCCGUUCGUCAUGCAAUGGAAAGAUUUUCGCCCCACGUACCGGGGGAAAGACAAAGAGGACGCCCCUUCCUUGGACCGGAGUUCUAUUAAGCGAAUCAGCAUCAUGAUGCGGAGUUUCUUCGGUACCCAGGAGGGUGACUUUAGCCUAGAAAUAGCCUCCAUUGCUGCUGUUCGGGCGGAAAAUUGA